CUUGCGAUUAAACUUCGAGUCCGGUAUGCAUCAGGCUUUCCUAAAGUUCCACGAUAAUCUGCCUAAUUACUUGCCUAACACCAUUUUCGUCAAGUAGACAAUAAACCCUCUCCACUCUACCAAUAAAGACAAGAGUCAACAUGCCCGUCCGCAUCCCAGCCGCAAGAGCAUCUGAAGGUGUUGCUUUCGGUCUCGCCGGUGUUGGUGCCUUCGCACCCUUCUACUUCAUGCUCCCCGGCGCCGAGGAGCGUCUCGCUUCACAGACUGCCCGAUGGGCACCGCGCUGGGAGCGCAACAUUUCCUACUUUGCUCCACCAGCACGAACUGUCGCCCAACGAGUCGAGCCUCGAGUUGGAAAGACUGUCAAGAAGAUCGAUGACAAGCUACCCCUCGAGAAGAUGACGAAGAGUGUCGACCGACGCAUCAAGCAUGGGAUAGACCGCUUCAACAAGAACUGAGGAGGAUGACCGUGGCAGUGUAUGUGGCCAAAGGUCUCAGGGAUGAAGACACCAUGUCUUGUCUCUCUCUGUUUUAUGUAACGCUGAUGGAGGUCGGCGUACAUGAGCGCUUAUCGCUCUCGACCAAUUGAUCACAAUUUGACACCAAUGCAAA
This is a messenger RNA of Pseudomassariella vexata, 612 nucleotides long. RefSeq lists its product as uncharacterized. The record is from RefSeq and is a predicted model, not a curated record. NCBI's taxonomy places the organism in Eukaryota, Fungi, Ascomycota, Sordariomycetes, Amphisphaeriales, Pseudomassariaceae. Bases 141 to 458 code for a protein of 105 amino acids. The transcript has a single exon.